AAUUGUGAUUAACUAACUAAAAGGGGGGGAGAGUUAACUUCUUUGUUGCCAUUAAAUUGUUGAUACACUUACAGUUUUAUAUUAGUUUGAUAUUAUUACCUCAACGUAAUCAUUGUAUUGAUUAAAUUGUUGAUUAAAUCAAUUGAUUGUCCAUCGUUUUAGAUUUCAACUAAUCAAAAUUACUAAAUAGUAAAUGGUGAUAUUAGUUAAACAAUUAAGUUUAUCGUAACUUAGUUGUUACACUUUAAUUGCUACAAGAAUAUAAGAAAUAAGAUUAUCGGUGAUUUGGAACCAUUUUUUUUUCGUUGUUGUUUCAAUUGUUAAAUUGUUGGUGUUAAUUGUUAAUUCUGAUGAUAUCCAGUUACUGUAAUGAUAAAGAUACUUCCAAUCAUUCAUCAUCAUCUUCCUCAUCAAAAUUAUAUUCAAGAUUAUCGGUUAUCCAACAGAGGAAAAGAUUAUUACUUGGAGAUGAUCAAAAGAAAUCAUCAACAAUUAAUGGAAACAAUUGGUUAUCACAAUUACAAAUUAAACAUCGAAGCCUUGCCAAUAAAUUGGAGAAUCAGAAAAGACAGUUAACAACAAUUCACAAUCAAUUGGUUUAUUUUGAUCUUUCCAAUUCUAAUUGGAUUGAACAAAUACCCUCAUUAAAGGAAACUGCUUUUAAUCAAUGGGAGGAAUUACUAACUUUACGCCGAGAAUGUGAUGAAUUGAAAAUCCGUUAUUCUAAUUUGGAUAAACAUCAUCAUGGUCCAAUGUCUUCAUCAUCUUCUUCUUCCUCGUCUUAUUCAAGUUCUCUAUCCUCAUCUUCAUCUUUCUCCUCAUCUUCCCCUAUCUCUUCUGGUGUCCAGCCACCUCCACCACCACCACCUCCACCGCCUCCUCCACCGUUACCACCGCCUCCACCAUCAGCAGCAACAACAACAACAACUACAACUUCAACUACAACGAUAGCAACAUCAUCAAACUCUCUCCGUACAAUUGGUGACAAUUUGACCAACAGUUCAUCAUUAAAUAUAACCAACAAUGGGUUAGGAGAUUUAUGGUCAACAACGGAAACAUUAUCAACCGUUAUCGAUAAAUGUUCAACGGAAAAUGUUGACCUUUGUGUCGAUGUUGAUGGUGGACAAUGUUUUCCAUCAACCGAAUCGAAGGUGAUUAAAAAGGAAACUCAUGAAAUUGAUUCACAUUCUCCAUCGUUACUCCUUCCCUUAGAUAAAUUGUCUUCAUCUUCUCAAGUAGUUACACCAUCACUAAUUACCACAAACAGUGGCUCCUUUACCUCCCUUGAUCCAGGUUACUCAACUCACCUCACUGAGCUGAACAGAUCAACUUCAAUUACCUCAUCAAGAUCUGGUUAUUACAGUAAUCAUGAUAAUCUCAAGUCAAUCAUGGAACCAGAUGAAAGUAUCAAAGAGACAACAACUCAUGGUAACAACUUGACCUUAUGGAAAUCUAAUGAAGGUAAUUCACUGAGCACAUCAUUUGGCUCAACAUCAACAGACAAUUAUGUUAAAUUAUCAACAGGAGAUCUUGAAUCAGCAAGAGAAAUGCCGGUCAAUUCCGGUAUUUUAGAGGUUCCACCGAAUCAUAAUAGUAACACUAAUUCAAUGGCUCAUGAGGCAAUUUCAACUGCCAAUGAAUUAGCUAAUUACCUACAAUCAUCGGUAAAACCUCAUGAACAACCUUUACACUAUUCUUAUCACCAGGAAGCUCAUCCUCCUCCUCCACCAUCAGCCCAUCUUCUCAAUCAACACCAAUAUCGUCGUCGUCAUCAUUGGUCACCAUCAUCAAUGGAUUCUACUUCGAUUGGAUCGUCAAUGUCCAUUUCACUUUUAUCAACAGUUCCAGGUUAUUAUCAUCAUUCGAAUGCGAGAACAUCUUCCUCUUCGUCAUCCUCUUCUUCAUCUUCGUACUUUGUUCCGGUCAAGGGAACAUCAUUUGGUAGAAAUGGUUACUCUCUAAAUGGUUGGGUAGGUUCAGAUUCAUCGGAAUCGCAAACUUCAAGUGAAAAUUGUUAUGAAAUUAUGAAUGAAGGUUUCGAUCAAUGUUCAGUUCCAACCUCAGCUUCACCAUCUUCAAUUGCUGGACAUUGUUCACUGACCAAUCAUCAUGGAUCAUCAGAGAUAGAGAUCAAUAGAGACAAUAUUGGAUCAACCGAAGGAGGUGAAAUUCUGGUUAACGGUACCAAUGGAACUGAAUCUUUUUGCGAAAAUUUCCCACCAUCAGCUACACCUUAUUCUUGUUCCUAUCUCUCACUAGCCCCUGGAUCAUCAAAUGUUAUCCCGAAAAGUUCAUCUUACCUGAACCAUACCAAUGGCCGAUCGUCUUCCUCUUCGUCAUCCUCAAUGUCCAAUUGUUCAGCUAAUUCUAGUCUUACUUUUCUUGGUCGUGAUUUCGUUUCAAACACAUCUCAUCAAGGAUCAAAUUAAUCCAAAUCAAAGUCCAACUAAUACAAUCAAAUUAGUUAACUAGUCUACGAAUUAAUCGCUAAUUUCUAAUCAUCUUAAUCUUGUUAAAUUUUUCUUAUUCUAAUUGUGUUAACUUUUCCGUUUCAAGGUUUGACUGUUGAUCAGUAAACCAAAUUAAUAUCUUUAAAAAAAACAUUAUUAAUCAACCUAAUCCACAACAAUCGAUUCACUUUUACAUUAUGUGAAGUGACCAAUUAAUUAAAUGUAAUAUCUUGUGAACAAUUAAGUUUCUAAUCAGCCCUUGUCAAACUGACGUCUUAAUUAAUCCUAUUGCCAAUGACCGCAUUGAAAAUUAUAUUAAAAAGUGCGCAACGUAAUCAUUAAUUGCUACUGGACAAUCAAUUGAUUAAGUUGGACAAUUGUUCCUAAUGAUCUGUGAUUAAGUACAAUCAAUAGUAAUUAAAAUUGGAGUAAAAAAUAAAUCGCUUUAAUAACAAGAAAUAAAUACAAAUGUUUACAAAAGCGAAAA
Messenger RNA from Panonychus citri (citrus red mite), 2937 nucleotides. RefSeq lists its product as uncharacterized. The transcript is spliced from 2 exons. Bases 351 to 2429 code for a protein of 692 amino acids. The record is from RefSeq and is a predicted model, not a curated record. Lineage: Eukaryota; Metazoa; Arthropoda; Arachnida; Trombidiformes; Tetranychidae.